Messenger RNA from Cryptomeria japonica (Japanese cedar), 1570 nucleotides. RefSeq names its product cytochrome b561 and DOMON domain-containing protein At5g35735. Lineage: Eukaryota; Viridiplantae; Streptophyta; Pinopsida; Cupressales; Cupressaceae. The transcript has 3 exons. Bases 73 to 1215 code for a protein of 380 amino acids. The record is from RefSeq and is a predicted model, not a curated record.
CGGCGAGUGCAGGAAAAGACACUUUGAAACUCCGGCCGGCUUCCAGCUCUGUGAAAAAAAAAGAAAGUUUCCAUGGCGAACUGCAAAUUCUUUGCGCCGCUCAUGAUUAUGAUGGUAAUGGCGGUCGACCUAGCACAGGCGCAGUCGACAUGCUCAAAGUCUUUCAGCAGUAGUAACAGAUUGUUUAGCAGCUGUCAAACGCUGAAGCAGUUGAGCUCGAAUUUUGCAUGGUCGUACGAUCCUGAGAAUGGGACCAUCAAAAUGGCCUUCACUGCAAAGCCUGAUACCUCGGCUGGGUGGGUAUCUUGGGGGAUCAAUCCUGCGGGUACUGGCAUGGUCGGGACUCGAUCCUUGAUCGCCUUCAAGCACUCCAAUGGCACCAUGGUUGUCACCACUUACAAUAUCACCACCAAGAAAACCGCCCCUAAGCCUUCCGCCAUCGACUACAAGGUCGAAGACAUGGCCGCUGAGUUUAGCGGCGGUCAGAUUACCAUCUAUGCUACCUGGACUCUCAUGAACAAUAAGACCAGUAUUUAUCAUGUGUGGCAGACCGGCCCAACGGUCAGUGGCAUGGUUCCUGGAGUCCAUACAUUUAAUACUGACAAUUUGGCGAGCUUAGGGUCUAUCGAUCUCUCGACUGGAGUCGCAACUGCGUCUUCGGGGAGUCCCCGUACUUUUUUGAAAAAUAGGCAUGGAGUGCUAAACGUGGUUGGCUGGAGCAUCAUGCUUCCUAUUGGAGUAAUUAUUGCAAGGUAUAUGCGUGCUGUUGAAUCAGCAGAUCCUCUCUGGUUCUACCUCCAUGUUUUUUGUCAAAUAUCGGGCUUUGCUAUUGGUGUGGCUGGAUGGGCAACUGGUCUUAAGUUGGGGAGUUCCUCUAAAGGGAUUGUCUACCGUCAGCAUCGAAACAUUGGAAUUGCAGUUUUUGCCAUUGCCACUGCUCAGAUGUUUGCAUUGCUAGUGAGGCCCAACAAAGAAAACAAAUAUCGCAAGUACUGGAACAUAUAUCAUCACAGUGUCGGUUACACGAUCGUCGUUUUGAGUAUAGUGAACAUUUUCAAAGGAUUUGAUAUGCUGCAACCUGAGCACAAGUGGAAGCGUGCAUACAUUGGAGUACUUAUUGGUUUGGGUGGAGUUGCUGUUUUUCUAGAAAUAAUAUCCUGGAUUGCUUUCUUCGUGAAAAAAUCCAGUACUUCUUCCAAGCGAAACGGUGUUUAGAAGGACAUUUUGGUCAGAGUCUAGAGGCUGUUGUAAUUACCCUUCAGGGUGGGAUACUGAUGACUAGAGACGGUGCUAGCAACAAUUCUUUGUGUAAACUAACUCUGGUGGGUCUUGUUGAUUUUCUUCAACUACAUUUUCAGGUUCUGGGUUUCUUCUGGGAGGUGUUGUAUUGUACAGUAUACCAUUUAGGCUUCCAUGUAUGCUUGAGUCUGUCCCAUAUUUAAUAGUUUAUUUAUUUCAUGGAGCUGCUUUCACCCCGCUACAGUUGGGAGCAAAGCUGUUUAAGACUUGGAUUUUGCUUUUUCUCUUUGGUUGAAUAUUUAAUGAGAUUGUCGCCAUUUUUUUGUUGCAA